Ascochyta rabiei is the source of this 1536-nucleotide messenger RNA. RefSeq lists its product as uncharacterized. Gene Ontology annotation, cellular component: membrane. Gene Ontology annotation, biological process: transmembrane transport. The record is from RefSeq and is a predicted model, not a curated record. Gene Ontology annotation, molecular function: transmembrane transporter activity. The transcript is spliced from 2 exons. Lineage: Eukaryota; Fungi; Ascomycota; Dothideomycetes; Pleosporales; Didymellaceae. The coding region runs from base 1 to 1536 and encodes 511 amino acids.
AUGUCUCUCUCUGAAGAGAAGGGUGGCGUCGCCGAGAUCGAGCGCAUUGAUUCGGCGGAGUCGAAGCGCAACAAUGACCUUAUCAACACAUUCACUCCCGAGGAGCAGAAGAAGAUCAUCCGCAAGGUCGACAUGCGCUUGAUCCCCGUUCUUGGCUGCAUGUACUGUGUGUCCUUGAUGGAUAGGACCAACUUGGGUGUUGCCAUGGUUGCUGGUAUGGGAACCGACCUCAAGCUCACUGGCGAGCGCUACAGCAUCGUUGUCUUGCUCUUCUUCAUCACAUACGUCGCGCUGCAGCCCCCUGCCACCGUCGUCCUGCGCAAGCUCGGUCCUCGCAUCUUCCUUCCAUCCAUCGUCGUCAUCUGGGGAGCAGUCAUGAUUGGCUUCGGUUUCGUCAAGGAGUGGCACACUCUCAUCCCUCUCCGUCUCCUGCUCGGUAUCUUUGAGGCUGGCUUUUUCCCUUCCAGCGUCUACUUACUUUCAUCUUGGUACGAGCGCUUCGAGCUUCAGAAGCGCAACACUCUUUUCUUCCUCAUUGGCAUGCUGUCAUCGGCCUUCUCUGGAAUUCUCGGAUAUCUGUUCUCCCUCCUCCAGGGCCACGGUAUCCAGGCCGCUCCAUGGCUCGGUGUCCACUACGGACCCACCAAGGCUAAGCCUACCACUCCUGUAUCCUUCGGCCCUGGUCUCAGUGGUUGGCGCUGGAUCUUCAUCCUUCAGGGUGUACUUACUGUUGUCAUCGGCUUCGUCGGCUGGUAUUUCAUCGUCGACUUCCCGGAGCUUGCCAACAAGCCUGGCAUGGGCAAGAAGUUCCUUAACCAGUCGGAAGUCGACUUCAUCGUCGCUCGGAUUGAGAGAGAUCGUCACGAUGCGCUUCCUGAAGAAUUCAACAUCGGAAAGUACCUCAAGAACGCUCUCGAUCUCAAGAUCUGGGGCUUCGCCGCCAUUUUCAUGCUCACCACCACCAUCACCUACGCCAUCGCCUACUUCCUUCCCAUCAUUCUGAAAGACGGCAUGGGCUUUAACACCGCUGCUUCCAACUGCCUCAUCGCACCUCCUUAUGUCUUUGCCGGCUUUGUCAUGAUGGGCUUUGCUUAUCUCGGCGACAAAUACAGGAUCCGCUCCGUCUGGGUCAUCGUCAACGGCGUCAUGGCUCUCAUCGGCCUGCCAAUGAUCGGCUUCUCCAGCAACGUCGGCGUCCGCUAUACCGGUGUCUUCCUCGCCACCGCCGCUGCCAACGCCAACGUUCCCGCCGUCCUGACAUGGCAGGCGAACAACAUCCGCGGCCAGUGGAAGCGUGCUCUCUGUUCUGCCACCCUUGUCGGCGCCGGUGGCAUCGGCGGAAUCAUCGGCGGUACCGUCUUCCGGACUCAGGACAAGCCCAAUUACGUUCCCGGCAUCACUGCCUGCAUGAUCGCUGCUGGUCUUAUUGUCGUCAUCGCUCUGCUCAUGAACCUCAAGUUCUGGCGGGCCAAUAAGCGCGCUGAUGCUGGUGGCAAGAUCAUCGAGGGUCUAGAGGGCUUUAGGUACACUUUGUAG